Molecule: messenger RNA, 5019 nt
Organism: Anolis carolinensis (green anole)
Lineage: Eukaryota; Metazoa; Chordata; Lepidosauria; Squamata; Anolidae
Gene: arhgap1
Product: Rho GTPase activating protein 1
Exons: 14
Coding region: 204-1541 (445 amino acids)
Biological process (GO): negative regulation of endocytic recycling; small GTPase-mediated signal transduction
Cellular component (GO): cytoplasm
Molecular function (GO): GTPase activator activity
Source: RefSeq, a predicted model, not a curated record
AGGCGGAUGUUUGCGAAAGGGGUUGACAGGCAGGAGCGGCUGCUGGCGAGCGAAAGGGGUGUCGGCGAAAGGGAGCUCUUUGCUUCUGCGUGGUGUCGGCGCCGGAGGGAGCGAAGGGGUCCGGUUUCCCCCCUUGAGAUAAAUGACAGGGCUCUGAGCUUUCUUUUUAGGUUUUGUGGUUAAGCAAUCAAAACUUGACAACCAUGGAACAGUACCCUGAUCUGCAAGAAGAUUUGAGUUUGGAAGAUACAGCUGAAUCUCUUAAUCAGCUCAAACUGGCCUCUCUAGAUGAUAAUAACUGGCCACCAGAUGAAGUUCCUGUUUUUCCAAAAUCAGAUGACACAAAAGGCUCACCUGAUUCCGUCACUCACUUGCGGUGGGAUGAUCCGUACUAUGACAUUGCUAGGCACCAGAUUGUGGAGGUAGCAGGGCAGGGUGCACUUCCUGGGGCACAGCCAGGUGAUGACAAGUAUGGGCGGAAAGUUAUUUUGUUCAGUGCCUGCCGGAUGCCCCCCAGCUAUCAGCUUGAUCAUGUGAAAUUGCUGAGCUAUUUGAAGUAUACAUUGGACCAGUAUGUGGAGAGCGACUACACUUUAGUGUAUCUGCACCAUGGCCUGACUAGUGAGAACAAGCCAUCACUAAGCUGGCUACGGGAUGCCUAUCGGGAAUUUGAUCGCAAAUACAAAAAGAAUAUCAAAGCAUUGUAUAUUGUGCAUCCAACUAUGUUCAUCAAGACACUGCUGAUUCUCUUCAAGCCUCUGAUCAGCUUUAAGUUUGGACGCAAGAUUUUCUAUGCAAACUACCUGAGUGACUUGGAGGAACAUGUGAAGCUGGAACAGCUGGGGAUCCCAAGCCAAGUGUUAAAGUAUGACGAAUAUCUGAGAUCACUACAAAAGCCCUCGCAAAUUCCUCAGAAAGUAACACCACCUCGCCCACCAUUGCCAAACCAACAGUUUGGAGUUUCUCUCCAGCAGUUAUGGGAGAAGAGCCCAGACCAGAAUCCUAUCCCACUGGUGAUCAAGGAAACAAUUGCCUAUCUACAGGAGCAUGCUCUUACUACACAGGGGAUUUUUCGUCGAUCAGCAAACACACAAACUGUUAGAGAAGUUCAACAGAAGUACAAUAUGGGGCUGCCUGUGGACUUCUUACAGUAUGAUGAUGUGCAUCUUCCUGCUGUGAUUCUCAAGACCUUCUUGCGGGACCUUCCUGAACCCCUCCUCACUUUUGGCCUCUAUAGUGAUGUUGUCAAUUUCUACAGUGUAGAGGAAGAGAAACGUGUGGAUGUUGUUCGCAAAACACUCCAGACUUUGCCAGAGGAAAACUACCAAGUUCUCUCUGUGUUGGUGACAUUCCUUGUGCAGGUCUCUGCUAACAGUGACAUCAAUAAAAUGACCAACGCUAACCUAGCAGUAGUUUUUGGCCCAAACCUGUUGUGGGCAAAGGAUGCUGCCAUUACCCUCAAAGCCAUCAAUCCUAUCAACACCUUCACUAAGUUCCUACUGGACAAUGAGAAGGAGCUUUUCCAGAACAUGGAUGCUUGAUCCAGAGUCUGUCUGAGCUACCACACCUUCUGUGUCCACUAUGACCAUCUAUUUUCUCCUCCCUCUUUUCCUUUCUAUCUUGUCUUGAAACCAUGGCCAAGUCUGGGAGAACUCUGGAGGAUAAGCAGAGUGAAAGAGGGCUUUUCUGUAUGUAUGAGGGAGAGCAAGGGAUGGGGCACAUAUGCAUGAUUACACGGAGAGUGGGAAGCAGGCCUCCCUAUCUAAAUAUCAAAGUUCUGCCUUGGGUCGUCUGUGAGAUGCCAGUAACCAGUUUGCUCUUGAAUGCUACAGUGCCCUUGUUUUCCCAGUUUUUAAAAAAAUGAAAUAGCUCUCCUUUGUGCCUGUAUUAUCUGGACUAAUGCAUUUUGCUGCAGUGGCCCUUUGGCGGACAGAUUUUUCUCUCUCUCUCUCUCUCUCCCCCCCCCCCCCCCCCCCGGCGGCUUGUGUUGUCUCUCCACAUAUUCCCAAGACACAAGUCCUGAGCAUUCUUCUGUUGGAAGCAAGUGACUGCAGCUGAAGAUAAUCAGUCUUAUACUCUUGAUUGAUGGAAGAAUGAACUCAAAGUCCAAGGGCUGCAAGAGAAGAUUGUACUGUCCUGGCCACUUUUCUUACUAGUACUUAUAUUGCUGUUUGUACAUUUCCAGGGGAUCUGGCACUUGUUGUAGAUGCCAUUAUAAUUUCCCUAUCUUUAUACAAUUGCCCUCUGAUGUUAUGGAGCUCACUUACUUCAAUGUCUUUAUAGUACCCUUCUGCAGAAACCAUCUCUGCCAGCAGAGUUUCUCUUUCAAACUGGCUUUGCUAGCAAGCCUUUCUUUUUUGAGAGAGAACAAUGGUCAUUUUGUUUGUUUUUAGGUUGGGGCUACUUCUUUGCCCCUAGGUCUAUGGAAAUUGUAAACAUGUGCUAUCUGUCCAGGUGGCAUUAUCUCUCCAAACUGCCAAAGUCUAAGAUCAAGCUGCCAAAGUCACAUUCUCUGUAGCAAUCAACCAUGGAUGGGUCCCUCCCAUGUCCUUUCCACAAAUGAAAAGAGACCACAAGAUAAUAUAAUGUUGAAACAAAAAAAAUUGCAAAAAAGAAAGAAACAAAGAGACAGCAUUCUUUUACUGUUACUGGUGAUACCCCCUUUCCCUUCUGUUUUAAAUCUUCUACCCUAAUAACCCAAUGCGACUAAAGUACAGGCACUGUGCACACUGGGAGACAUUUAUGUCCCUGGAUGCAAUUUGGAAUUGGAGCAUCUUUCACCAAAAGGUUAAUCUCUAAAGCCAAACCUCAUGUAGGAACUACCCUGCACUUUAUUCUGGGGUUUGUUGUGCCAGUAUUUGGAUGAGCAUUACGUUUUUCACAUUUAAGGACAUCUGUGUUCAUGUUCUUGGUGGGCUCAUAGUUUUUCUGAUAUUUGCAGACUUGGUGUGUUUGGCACAUGAAGACAGUAUUUCUAUCUUUUCUAUGAAUAGAAUUGAUGCUACUGCAUCACUGGUUGGUGUUCAGGCCAUGUGAUUUGUUCCCAUUUUCAUACUAGGGAUCUGAAUCAGCCUGGACUUUGAACCAAGCUCAGCCAUUCAAGCACAGAUGUUCGAAGCCAUUAUGAAAAUCAAAUCGUUUCCUUCUGGAUAUGCAGCCAACUUUGCUUUUAACUUAGAUUUUAAGGGUACCUUUUCAUGAUAUAUUUCUGUGAACAGUCUUAUAUUGUGAAGUGUCUUACUUCUAUUUUGUCUCGUGAAGCUUAUACACAAACUUGAUAAAAUAGUAGGAUUACUGUUCACAAAAAAGGUCAGCAGUGUUUUAUGGCUAUGUAGAACCAGAAAUUUCCGGUACCAGUUAAAUUAUAGGGAACUCAGCAAAGCUGUUUUGUAAAUGUAGAAUCAGCUUUUUAAAAAGUCUAAAUGAAAAACUCUGCUGUGUCUUUAUUGACAAAUGAGAACCAAUAAGUGUGCUAAGAUUAUCAGUGGUUGUACCUUCACCACAUCCAGUGGAUUAGUUCUUUAUAUUAGUGUGCUAGAUCUUGGUAGUCUUCCAAGGUAUUUGGAGCAGAACUAUCAAGAAUUCCUGCCUCUUGGUGUUUCUUACUGAGUUUAGAAUGGUUAAAUAAGGAUGAAACUUUUAUCAGGUGGUUACCUCUUGAUACCGUUUCACCCUCUUCCCUUUGUAGAACUCUAUAGUCCAUGGCAGAAGGUCUCUUGAGGUGCCUUGCUGAUAUCUGCUGUCUUAUAUGUCUUUAGUAGUGAGGCAGUGGAAAUAGUGAUGUGCCCUGAUUCCAGUUUUGCCAGUCCACAUUCCUCAGGUGGAAAGGAAAAUGCAGCUGUUCUUCAUGGAAACCCUUGUCAGGAAAAGGCCCUAAAUAUAAGGGCUUGGGGCUGCUGGUUCAGCUACUGUAUCCUUAUACUUUAAAAAUUCUCAAGCGAGGCAAGGAGUAAAGAGCAUUUGAGUAAGAAGUGCCCUUUGGUAAGCAGUUACACUUUUUAUAAAUCCCAUCAGACACUUAAAACUUCUAAGUAUGAUUUUCCCCCCUCUUGUCUGUCCCAUUACAAAACUCUGUAUUGCUAGGUACUGCACAUAAUGCACACAACGUUCCCUGGAAGUGAGCCACUGUAAAUAGCUAUUAUUUUCCUCACCUUGCUGGAGCUGCCAGGAAGUGUGAAGCACAUGAUUGCUUCUCCCAUUUUCUUUCUCUCUCACCCCCACAACUCAUUUUCUCUUUUCCAGUCACUGUAACUGGUCUGUGGAACUGUGUAUUGUGCCUGACUGCACCCUAUUAAUGAUGUCUGGAUUUUUUUGCCAUUUAGCAUUGAAUGACAUUCUCUUUCACCAUCCCUACCAUUGGGGUUAGAAUGAUAAGCAUCCAAGCUGGCAGUUGGGAUUACUAGGGAACCAGCAUCUUAUGGGACCAGUUAUGCCCUUCCCCUCUCUUCUCAUCAUAGAGGCUGAUAGCAAUGGCUAAACUUUCUGUCCUUCUGUGACCCCCAGUGAUACACCUACCUGGUUCUGCGGAACUGCUUAGAUUUAAUGUUAGGAAUUACUGACUAUAAUGCUUCUCUGGAUGGAGUACUUCAUCUCCAUUAUAUUCCUUGCUUUCUUGAUAAAGGCCAUUGGUGUCUUUGUGGUCCCUGAACACAGAGUCCUCACCUUUAGCAGUCCUUCCUGUCUGUACUGAAGUUUUUGGGUGAUGCAUCUAACAAUGAGACCAAAUGGAUGCCUUAUGGCAAGCGUUCCUGACUCAGCAGAGGUCUUUCAUGGCUGAGUGGCUCCCGAUUGCUUGCUUGAUCACUGGGGUCCUUAUACACAAUUUACAGCUUUGCUUUUUGUUGGUGUUAUUCCCUGCUUUUGUCAUUCACAUGAUUGAUGUUUAUUGGAAGCAGGACUUGGGUUUGUACUGUGAACUUACUUCACACAUCUAUGUUUAUUUCCUUCUGAAAGUACCAAUCUUGUAUUUCACCGUUUGCACUUUUUGUACUUCAAUAAAAACCCAGCGCCAGUACAGAA